UUCUAUGAAUAUGUCUUGUUCUGGAUCAAUGACCUUAGGUGACGGCACCAACUUCUUUUUCAUUCGCCUUGAUCCAUUCUUUGUAUCUGUCGAGUGACUUUUCUGUACUUGGAGAUCUCCGAACGACGGAUUGGAGGAAAUCUCCAGUCUGACAAGUUGCUCUGCUGUUCGCGGAUUUAGCGGGAUCUGAAUUUCGGGAAGCGCGCGAGGCGGGGGAGGCUGUGAUACUCGGAUGGGAUAAGGAAGGAACUCCUCGAUCUUCACUCCACCUUUUUCGCCACAUAUCGCGCACGCGACUGUUGCGGGAUUUGACAGGAUCGUCCGGGCCUACCAGCCAGUCACUUGGAAGCAACCCCAUAUAAGGCGCCGGACGGGGGUUUUUGAACAGUGCGCCCCCAUUUUCCUCCCCCUCUUCCUCAGAUUCAUCUGCUGCGUUCGCCAUCAUCCCCGCAUUGCUUCUCUGUGCUUGCUUUGCCGGCGACGAUGGUGAAGGAGAAGACGGCGGCUUUGGAGCGGGCUAAGAAGGCGACGGCGAGGGCGAAGGGAAGGGCGACCAGUCGGGGCGGAUCCUCGUCGCUGGCCGGUCUGCCGCAGUGCUGGAUCCAGGGCGGCUGGAUCCGUUCGACCAUCCGCCAAAAAGACCUCGACAACCUGGCCAAUGAAGGACUGAUCCCUCAUGGAUCAGCGAGGCUCCCGGGGAAGGAGUGGCAGCCGCAGCCUCAGGAGGGUGAGUGUGUCCUCUUAGCCACUCAUGUUGACCGCGGGUUUUCUUUGCCUCCCCACCCUUUCUUUCGGGGAUUUCUAAACUUCUUUGGGGCACAACUCCACCACUUCACACCCAACUCCAUCGUGUAUCUCGCUGCUUUUGUGUCCUUGUGUGAGAAUUUCUUGGGUUGCCGGCCGCAUUGGGGCCUUUUCGAACACAUUUUCACAUGUCGCUCCCAGACGGUGAAAAAGGCCAAUCCGAGUGACGAGAAAACCCGAGUGAUUUAGAUGUGUGGGGGUCUUGGGGUUCAAAUGAGGGGUAAAAGUGCUUUUCCAGCCAUGGUCCUUCCUGAGUCGGUCCGAGGGUGGCAGUCGACCUGGUUCUACUGCCAAGACCAGCCGAUGCCAGGGCAGUCAACUGGACUUCCUCCUUUCUCCAUGGAUCGAGUGAGCAAGCCGUCCUCUUUGAAGGUAGUCCCGGAGGAGAAGGCUUAGGUUAAGGUGCUGGUCGAGCGUGUAGUCCAGCUUAUCCGUGACGGGGUGACUGGCAUGGAUCUUUUGGAGGUUUUCCUUCGACGAUGCAUCCAGCCGCUUCAAUAUCAAGACCAUCCGAUGUGGAUGUAUUCUGGCACUGAAGACACCACUCGGGUCCACCCGGAGGAGGUCGAGGAUGCCACGCUGGAGAGGUGGAUGACUGCCAUCACAGGGAACAAGGACAACCCCCGAGGAGCCAGGAGGAUCCCUCCACUCUACCAAUCAUACGAGCCAGACAAGGUCACUACCGAUAUGUACUCGAUGCCCAACGGGGCGCAAGAACAGAUCAAGGAGGAGGGGAGCGGAGGAGAAAGUCAGGAGGAAUGGCAAUCUGAUAGUGAGGAGGAUGAAGAAGACGACAGCUCUGGUGAAGAGGAGGAGGAGGAAGAGGAGGAGGAAGUCGACCCUCCCUGCACUGAAAGACGAUCCAAGCUCACCCAUGACCCCGCAGUCGAGCGUGGCGAAGCGACUGUGCCCAUUGGGCAGUCGACGAAACACCCUCGGACGACCUCUCCGGCGCCGACUGAGAAAGUGUCGAAGCAACCUCGAGCGACGUCAUCAAAGCCGACGAAGGCCCUGCCGAAGAUGAAGAUGGUGAUUCCCACUAUUUCCGGUGCUGCUACCUCCGAGACCUCAGUUAGGAACGAGGACCAAGAAAUGGAAGAUGUUGCCACCUCCAACCUUGGUAUGAUCUAUGUAGUUUCGCUUUUGGUCGAUUAAAUCUUCAUCUUUAAUUUUGAAUCUUUCCUGUAGCCCCACCUCAUGUCAUUGACCUCCCUGAUGAUGACAAUGAGGAGCCACUGAGGCAGAGGAGGAACAAGAAGGCGCCUGUUGGCAAGACUGCUCAGGUUGUAUCAGCACCCAAGACGCUGGUUCCGGAGGGAGGCAACGUCACUCGGGCUACCGUGUCUUUUGCUAUGCCGCUGACGAGUGCUCGCCCUUCGUCGUCAAGUGCUGAUCCGCCUUCCCUUUUCGCCACACACCACGUCCCAGAGGACCAAGCUGGUGCUGCUAAGGAAGCUAUAUGCCAGGCGGGGGUUAUGAUGGAGCAGGUGAAGGCGA
This is a messenger RNA of Triticum aestivum (bread wheat), 2301 nucleotides long. Its product is annotated as ran GTPase-activating protein 1. The coding region runs from base 1255 to 1959 and encodes 234 amino acids. The transcript is spliced from 3 exons. Lineage: Eukaryota; Viridiplantae; Streptophyta; Magnoliopsida; Poales; Poaceae. The record is from RefSeq and is a predicted model, not a curated record.